Colossoma macropomum (tambaqui) is the source of this 4382-nucleotide messenger RNA. It is a transcript of the gene usp43a, whose product is annotated as ubiquitin specific peptidase 43a. The transcript is spliced from 15 exons. Gene Ontology annotation, molecular function: cysteine-type deubiquitinase activity. Gene Ontology annotation, biological process: protein deubiquitination. The record is from RefSeq and is a predicted model, not a curated record. The coding region runs from base 428 to 4132 and encodes 1234 amino acids. Lineage: Eukaryota; Metazoa; Chordata; Actinopteri; Characiformes; Serrasalmidae.
ACACUGACCAGCAGCCAACAGAACCGAAAGUGGUCUGAGAGAAAACAGGCCAGUCCAGUGUGCGGAGGGAGUUCAGAGGAGUAGCAGGUGUUCUCACACAGUUCCACCACAAACUGGGACAUUUAGGGAGUUAGAGGGGGUUUAAGAGAGCGUGAGGUCACGAGAGAGGGACAGCAGCGCGCGCGAGACCGAGAGAAGAAGGAAAAACGGAGAGAGAGAGAGAGAGAGAGAGAGCUGUAAUGCUAAAUUCGUUCACACAGGAUCACAGACGGCUCGGAUGAGGAAGACAGCGCUGCGGUGAACUUCACCUGCGCGGCGCGUUGUUGUGUGAGUCACGUGGAUGUUUGAUUGGCACCUGGCCGCCCCUGGCAGUGCCCGCUGCGGCGGUGAAGGUGAGAGGUCAAGGUGAGUCCGAACUCUUUUGAAAAUGGUGAACAUGGAGGCGAAUGAGAGUCCAGGAGCUGGGAAGAGCUCCAAACGCGCCAAGCGCAAAACCAAGCGCAACAAGGAGAACAAGCGCAGAGCGCGCAGACUCUUCAGGGGCAAGUCUUUCAAAUCCGUCAGCAGGUUCAUGAGCAGAGUGUUCAGAAGUCUGGGGGGCUUCGGGACGCAGUUCGGAGACGGGCAGAAAAAGCAGGAGGAGGGAGGAGAAGAAGAAGAGGAGGAGGAGGAGGAUGAGGACGAUGGAGGGUUUGGAGAAAGCGCAAGGCGCGCACUGGGACGCGCAAAUGAAAACGCGCUGAAACGGAGCAGCACGCGGUCCUGCCCCCCCGCGCUGAGCUGGGGGGGUGGCGAGAAGCCCCCCGGGGUGCAGGGGCUGAGGAAUCAUGGGAAUACGUGCUUCAUGAACGCUGUGGUGCAGUGCCUCAGCAACACGGACCUGCUGGCAGAACACCUGGGCCUGGGUCAGUACAAGAGCGAGCUGAGGGAGUGGCCAGGCAGCGGGGUCGCGAGGAGGGACGCGGGACAGCGGGGUCCGCGGGGUCAGGGGGAGGUCACGGAACAGCUGGCCCUGCUGGUCAGAGCGCUGUGGACUCACCAAUACACACCGCAACUAUCAGUGGACUUCAAGGGCAUUGUGUCCAAGCACAGCUCCCAGUUCAGAGGGAACUCCCAGCAUGAUGCUCUGGAGUUCCUCCUGUGGCUGCUGGACCGAGUUCAUGAGGACACCAACCCAGACACCUCCAACACCUCCAACAACACCAACAACAUCAACAACACCAAUAACUCCAUCGCGAACGGCUCCAGCAACAGCAGCAAGGCAAAAGAAACCAGCAAGGGUCCCGUAGAGUCUACGUCCGGUCCAGACCUGCAGCAGGCCAGAACCAGACACAGUUUCGUCCAGGAACACUUCCAGGCCCAGUACAGAUCGUCACUGACCUGUCCUCACUGCCUUAAACAGAGCAACACCUUCGACCCCUUUCUCUGUAUUUCCCUUCCCAUACCGCUCCGACAGACACGGGCAGUGAAUGUAACCCUGGUGUUCAACAGUAAGUCCCAGCGGUUUGUUCGGGUAGGUCUGGCCGUUCCUCUGCUUGGAUCAGUACGCGCGCUCCGAGCACUGCUUGCUCAGGAAGGAAACAUCAACACGGAGCAGGUGAUUUUGGUGGAACUGUACUCUGACGGCUUCCAGCGUUCGUUCUCUGAUGAUGACGACUUGACCAGCAUCUCUGACAGUGAUGUCAUCUACGCCUUUCAGGCCCCUCCCCCAUUCUCCAAAGGCAGCUCUUCACGAUACUCAGGGUUCCAUCACUCUCUCCCCUCCUCCCCGUACAUCACCGGGCCCGAAGGUCAAAGGUCACUGGCUUCUUGCACUUCAUCGUCUGAGUUUCUGAACCAAAGUGGAUCCUCCAAAAUCAUCCUGCUCAUCUGUAACACAGCGGGAAGCGGACAGCAGGCAGCCAGGUUUGGGCCUCCGUUCCUUGUGGUUGAGGAGCGGAGCGUGUCGUGGGCGGAGCUUCGGCAGACCAUUCUUAGCAAACUUUAUAACCUGAUGCUUAACAGCACACAAGCGCAGAAUGCGGGUGUGUUAUUCCGGAUCCGUGUGGUGGGCGGAUCCGCGUCCUGCAGUUAUCUCUCUCCUCAGGACAGCCGGCCUUUAUUACAUCCAGCAGUGGACAGAGCGUUAAAGCUGUGUGGUCCCGGAGGCCCCCCGCACAUGAAACUUGUCAUCGAGUGGGAAACAAAACUCAAAGAAUGUUUGUUUGGCAGUAUUCAGGAGGAGUGUGUGAAGGAUGCUGAAAGUGUUCGUGAGCAGCAGCAGAAUCACCUGCAGCAGCACAGCUGCACACUGGACGACUGUUUUCAGCUUUACACCAAAGAGGAGCAGUUGGCUCCAGACGAUGCGUGGAGGUGUCCUCACUGUAAGCAGCUGCAGCAGGGCAUGCUGAAGCUGAGCCUCUGGACUCUGCCGGACAUUCUCAUUCUGCACCUGAAGCGAUUCCGCCAGGUGGCUGACCGUAGGAACAAGCUCUCCACGUUGGUCAGAUUCCCCAUGAGUGGGCUGGACAUGGCGCCCCAUGUGGCGAAACGCAGUCACAGUGUGCGAAACCUCACCUCCUGGCCCCCGACAUGGACACACGGAGACUUGGACUUUCUGUAUGACCUCUAUGCUGUGUGUAACCACCACGGAGGGAUGCACGGUGGACACUACACAGCGUACUGUAGGAACUCAGUGGACGGUCAGUGGUACAGUUAUGAUGACAGCAGUGUGGAUCUGGUUCCGGAGGAGGAGCUCUGUACGAAGGGAGCGUACAUCCUGUUCUACCAGCGCAGGAACGCCAUCCCGCCAUGGUCCGCUAACAGCUCUGUCAGGGGUUCGACCAGUUCAUCUGUGUCAGAUCACUGGCUCAUCCGUCUGAAUGGAGACAGUAAGAGAGGCAGUAUGGUGUCCCGUGCGUCCACCGCUCUUCCCUCCAUCCCUGACCCACCUGACUCACCUGUCUUCCAGGAUGAAGCUCAGAAGGAUGAUCAGGUCUCAUUAGGAGGUUUUGAGAGGAGGCCGUUUAUCAGAGGGCUGCAGGGACGCAGUGUAAGCAUGAGAAGCCCCGCCAAACCAAAAGAGAACACGAGUAAGUUGUUUCCACUCAGAUGGUCCUUCGGCUCCAAAGAUAAACGCAAACCUGCCCCUGCCCCUACCGCCCCAGAUGGUUCUACUGCCCCAGGUGCCCCUUCUGGCCAAGACACUCCUACUGCCCCAACUGCCUCUACUACCCCGACUGCCUCUGCUGCCCCGACUGCCUCGAACGCUCCAGCCCAGCUAGUGGAGUACCUGGAGUCUGGUAGGAGACCUCGGAUCACCAUUGACCCCAUUGCUGCUUUGGUGAACUCAUCCUCCAAGAAGGAACCCCUAAGGUACCAAAAAGCUCCAGAAGGUCAAAAAGCUCCAGAGGGCCAAAAAACCCCAGAGGGUCAAAAAGGUCCCAACGACUCCCCACGGGUGGCUGAGGGACAGCAACGGCCAGAGUCCAAAACCGUGACAGGACAGAGAACUGGGCAGAAAGAGGAUGGUACCCUGAGCCGAAGGAGCACCAGGAGGUCCAAACAGGAUCAAGCAAAAUCCGAAAACCCCCAGAACCAGAGGAGCUCCAGCAUGGGCAUCCCAGGUGCAGGAGGGUCCCUCCUGAGGAAAAGCAGGACAACAACAGGAGACACGCUGCUGCUGGAAGAGUUGGAAAGCAGAAGAGGUGACGCCAGGCCUCAGGAUGGCAUCAUGGCCUUCCUGAAGGGCGGCUUCCUGAAGAGAGACCCACAACGAGGAUCUGGCCAGGAUGAACUGGUAGAGGAUGGCGGGCCUGGUGAAAGAAGCACUUCCCGACUUUCCCUGCCUUCCAGGAGUUAUGGCACGGCUUCAAGUGGGAUGACCAAUGGCUUCAGGACACAACUGGGAGACGAGGUGGCCAACGGCCGACCAGUUGAUAUCAAACGUUCACAAAGCUCCUCCAGCAUCCCUCGCAGGACCGGAGGGAACCUGCAGAGGGCAAUGUCUCUGCAGAGGAAUGGCAUGCCUGGGGUCCCGAGGAACUCCACUGGAGAGAAGAACCCACAUGGAACUCUGCAGAGAACACAAAACCGAUACAGCAGCAGCUCCACACUGGGCAGGAGGAGAGCCGUGCCUGAGUCCAGCUUCUAGGACAGGAACCAAACACAGGGACACCAAACAGAAUCAAAAGUUUUACAGGAGGUUGCUAGUUCAAAUCCCAGCGAUGCCUUGUUGACGGCCUUGUUUCUUUCUUCCACUGUUGUUAACUGCAGUGCUGGGCACUUUCUAGCAUUGCAUCUCCUUGGAGAUGUAUUAGAUGACGCGAGACUUGAACUAAAGGUACGUUUCUCAGACUACAACCCUGAUUAGUGGGCGAAGGACAGGUCUUCCUGCACCAGGA